AUGGAUGCGCACGCGGUGCAUUUGGCUAUGGCGGCACUCGUCGGAGCCUCCAUCGUAGCUGUAUCGGCGUACUACAUGCACCGCAAGACGCUAACGCAGCUACUGGAGUUCGCGCGUACGGUUGAGCCGGAAGGAGUUUCCGACGACGGCGAUUCGCCGGUGCAUUCGAAGAGGAGGCGUGGAGGUUCUAAGAGGAGAGGGAACGGAGGUUAUCGCCGAGGCUCGGGUUCGUUACCGGAUGUUACGGCGAUUUCUGGUGGACUUGACGGAAAUGGACUGAUGCACGUUGAAGGGAUUCCGGCAGGAUUGCCUCGAUUGCAAACAUUCCGUGAAGGAAAGUCUGCAAAUACUGGUUCAUUUAAGAGAAAUAUUUUAAGACCAACUUCUCCCAAGUCUCCUGUUGCAAGUGCUAGUGCCUUUGAAAGUGUAGAGGGAUCAGAUGAUGAAGAUGAUUUGACAGACGGAGCCAAAAUGGAUGCUACAUAUCUGCACACAAAUGGAGAUGCAGGUGGAGAAGGGAAAAAUCCAUAUGAGACUAUGUCUAAUCAUGUCAAUACAAAUGGAGAGCAGAUGGCAAUCACUGCUUCAAGUAUGAUCCGUUCUCACAGUAUUUCUGGUGAUCUGCAUGGUGUGCAGCCUGAUCCAAUAGCAGCUGACAUUCUGAGGAAAGAGCCAGAGCAAGAAAUUUUUGCUCGAUUGAGAAUUACUCCUAUGGAGGCUCCAUCAUCUGAUGAAGUUGAAUCCUAUGUGAUUCUUCAAGAAUGCCUUGAAAUGAGGAAAAGAUAUGUUUUUCAAGAUGCAGUUGCUCCAUGGGAGAAAGAAGUUAUAUCUGACCCCUGUACUCCAAAACCCAACCUAGACCCCUUCUUUUACACACCUGAAGGAAAGUCUGAUCAUUACUUUGAAAUGCAGGAUGGAGUUAUUCAUGUAUAUCCCAAUAGAAACUCCAAAGAAGAGCUUUUUCCUGUUGCCGAUGCAACUACAUUUUUCACUGACCUUCAUCAGAUACUUAGAGUUAUAGCAGCAGGAAAUAUCAGAACUUUAUGCCACCACAGACUUAAUCUUCUAGAACAAAAAUUCAAUCUUCAUUUGAUGCUCAAUGCGGAUAGGGAAUUUCUCGCCCAGAAAAGUGCCCCACAUCGAGACUUCUAUAAUGUUAGAAAAGUGGAUACACAUGUCCACCACUCAGCAUGUAUGAAUCAGAAACAUCUUUUGAGAUUCAUAAAGUCAAAGCUGAGGAAAGAGCCUGAUGAGGUUGUAAUAUUUCGAGAUGGAACUUAUCUGACGUUGAAAGAGGUUUUUGAGAGUCUAGAUUUAACUGGAUACGAUCUCAAUGUUGACCUUUUGGAUGUUCACGCUGACAAAAGUACAUUUCAUCGCUUUGACAAGUUCAAUCUUAAAUACAAUCCUUGUGGCCAAAGUAGGCUCAGGGAGAUAUUUUUGAAGCAGGACAACCUCAUUCAAGGUCGAUUCCUUGGCGAGCUCACAAAGCAAGUGAUUUCUGAUCUUGAAGCCAGUAAAUAUCAGAUGGCUGAAUAUAGACUAUCAAUAUAUGGUAGGAAGCAAAGUGAGUGGGACCAACUAGCCAGUUGGAUAGUGAAUAACGAACUGUACAGUGAGAAUGUUGUUUGGUUGAUUCAGCUUCCAAGAUUGUAUAAUGUAUACAAAGACAUGGGAAUUGUGACCUCAUUCCAGAACAUGCUUGACAAUAUCUUCAUUCCACUUUUUGAGGUUACUGUUGACCCUAAUUCACAUCCUCAGCUGCAUGUCUUCUUGAAACAGGUUGUUGGGUUGGAUUUGGUGGACGAUGAAAGCAAACCUGAAAGACGACCAACAAAACACAUGCCUACGCCUACUCAGUGGACUAAUGUAUUCAAUCCGGCAUAUUCAUACUAUGUUUAUUACUGUUAUGCGAAUCUGUACACCUUAAACAAGCUCCGUGAAUCAAAGGGAAUGACUACAAUCAAAUUUCGUCCUCAUUCUGGAGAGGCUGGUGAUAUUGACCACCUUGCCGCUACCUUCCUUACUGCUCAUAACAUUGCACAUGGAAUUAACUUGAGAAAGUCGCCUGUGCUUCAAUAUUUAUAUUAUUUGGCCCAGAUUGGACUGGCAAUGUCUCCUCUGAGCAAUAACUCUCUAUUUUUAGACUACCAUAGAAAUCCUCUUCCCCUGUUCUUCUUACGGGGUUUGAAUGUAUCACUUUCAACUGAUGAUCCACUCCAAAUUCACUUAACAAAGGAACCGUUGGUUGAAGAGUACAGUAUAGCUGCUUCUGUGUGGAAGUUGAGCUCAUGUGAUUUAUGUGAGAUUGCCCGUAAUUCAGUCUAUCAAUCAGGUUUUUCGCAUGCUUUAAAGUCACACUGGAUUGGUAAGGAAUACUACAAGAGAGGGCCAAAUGGAAAUGACAUUCAUAGAACAAACGUUCCUCACAUUCGGUUGGAAUUCCGUGAAACAAUAUGGAGAGAGGAGAUGCAACAGGUUUAUUUGGGAAAAUCCAUCAUUCCCGAAGAAAUAGAGAAAUAG
This is a messenger RNA of Lathyrus sativus (Indian pea), 2523 nucleotides long. Lineage: Eukaryota; Viridiplantae; Streptophyta; Magnoliopsida; Fabales; Fabaceae. The record is from the annotation of a GenBank genome assembly.